Messenger RNA from Melampsora larici-populina 98AG31, 168 nucleotides. RefSeq lists its product as uncharacterized. The coding region runs from base 1 to 168 and encodes 55 amino acids. The transcript is spliced from 2 exons. Lineage: Eukaryota; Fungi; Basidiomycota; Pucciniomycetes; Pucciniales; Melampsoraceae. The record is from RefSeq and is a predicted model, not a curated record.
AUGAGAAAUAGAAAAAAGAAAAAGAUAGCUCAAUUGCAUGAAGAAAAGAUGACGAUCAUAAACAAGAUCAUAAAGAAUAAAGGAAUACAAAGAAAUUUGAAAUUUGAAGAAAAUAAACAAAAGCAUAAAAAGGAAUUAUGGAGAUUGGAUAUUUUGAUAAAGAUUUGA